This is a messenger RNA of Trichoderma aggressivum f. europaeum, 471 nucleotides long. RefSeq lists its product as uncharacterized. NCBI's taxonomy places the organism in Eukaryota, Fungi, Ascomycota, Sordariomycetes, Hypocreales, Hypocreaceae. Bases 1 to 471 code for a protein of 156 amino acids. The record is from RefSeq and is a predicted model, not a curated record. The transcript has 3 exons.
AUGCGUUUCUUCGCCCUUGUCGCCCCUCUCCUCUCGCUGGCAGCUGCUGCUCCUACCUUGGAUGUGGCAGAGGGAAGCAUCAAUGAGCUCCUUAAGCGAGGCGAUGGCUCGGGCGUCCACCUCGUGAACUGCGAUGACUUUGGAGGCGAGGGUACAAUUGUCCCCAAGAGCUCCCACGUUGUUUUCUGUGACAAUGAUAGCAACUGCAACUUCUCGCCCUCCGGUGACAACAUCUGCACGAUGGGACAGAACUUCUGGUUCACGUGGGAGGGCCAAGCUCAAGCCUGCACAUUCUCUUCUGGCGCUCGGUUUUCUUGGUUCAUCAACAGCAACGCACAGUCCCAAGCCAACUUUGCACAUGUUGGCGAUGGUGGCAACCAGUUCCGAGCCUACGCUGGUUUCAAGGACGACAAGCACACCAUGUUCUUCAGGGGAAGUGGCCAGUGCCAUUCUAUCUACUACUUUGUUUAA